Molecule: messenger RNA, 231 nt
Organism: Elephantulus edwardii (Cape elephant shrew)
Lineage: Eukaryota; Metazoa; Chordata; Mammalia; Macroscelidea; Macroscelididae
Gene: ADIRF
Product: adipogenesis regulatory factor
Exons: 3
Coding region: 1-231 (76 amino acids)
Biological process (GO): positive regulation of fat cell differentiation
Cellular component (GO): nucleus
Source: RefSeq, a predicted model, not a curated record
AUGGCCAGCAAGGGUUUGCAGGACCUGAAGCAGCAGGUGGAGGCGGCAACGCAGGAAGCGGUGACAGUGACCGGAACUGCAGUGCAGCAAGUUGUGGAUCAAGCCAAGGAGACCGGACAGAAAGCCAUGGACCAGGCUGCCAAGUCCACCCAGGAAACCAUCGACAAAACUGCUAAAGAGGCCACGGAGAACUUCUCGGGCUUUGGGAGAAAACUGGGGAUCAUGAAAUGA